AUGGGUUAUCUCUCGUGUAAAGCCGACUCGUCCAUCUCAACCGUCGAUUCCCAUUCCGCCGGUAAAGAAAGACCUGUCAAGAUCCAGCAAUUCAGCUACUCGGACCUCGAGCUGGCCACCGCCAACUUCUCCGACGCCAGGCUCCUCGGCCGCGGCAGCCACGGCCUCGUCUACAAGGGCCUCCUCCGCGGCGGCCGCCCCGUCGCCGUCAAGAAGCCCUCCCACAAGACCCAGAGCCCCUCCGAAUUCGACAACGAGAUCGACAUCCUCUCCCGGAUCCACAGCCCCCGGUUCGUCAACCUCGUCGGGUUCUCCCGGCCCGACCCGACCCGCACGGACCGACUCCUGGUCGUCGAGUUCAUGAGCAACGGCACCCUCUACGACGCCCUGCACUCCAGCCCCCGCCCCCCGACCUGGGGCCGCCGGAUCCGCCUCGCCCUGCAGACGGCGCGUGCCGUCCACGCGCUCCACUCCCAGUCGCCCCCCGUCGUCCACCGCGACAUCAAGUCCGCCAACGUCCUCAUCGACCGGAGAUUCAGCGCGCGGCUCGGAGAUUUCGGCCUCGCCCUGCGGUGCGGCGACGGUUCCCGCUUGAAAUCGACCCCGCCGGCGGGGACCAUGGGGUAUCUGGACCCCGGGUACGUCACUCCCGACGGCCUGAGCACAAAGACCGACGUCUUCAGCUUCGGGAUUCUGCUCCUCGAGAUCAUCAGCGGCCGGAAGGCGAUCGACGUGUCCCACUCGCCGCCGUCGGUCGUCGACUGGGCCGUGCCCCUCAUCCGGAGGGGGAGGCUGCUGUCCGUCUACGACCCCAGGGUCCCGCCGCCGGCGGACGUGGCCGUCCGGAGGACGCUGGCGGUGGUGGCGGCCAAGUGCGUGAGGUCGUGCGGGGAGAGGAGGCCGUCGAUGGGGGAGGUGGCCGAGUGCCUGGCGGAGCUGAGCCGGCUGGUGCCGGUGGGCUCGUGGAGCGAUUUUGCAGUGAACCCGUGUCUGGCGGUUGAGGAUGUGGGGCAGCCGGCUAGGUCGAGCGGUGGGGACGACGAGGGUAGAAUUGGAAAAGGGGCGAGGAACCCGAGGAGGGUUUACUCUGACUUGGGCAAUAGGAGCAAUUUGAUGGACUUGAUGUCGGCCGGCCCGAAUGUGGGCCCGGAAUUUUUCGAUGGUGCUGGCCGGAGGAGUUUAAUUUGA
Messenger RNA from Striga asiatica, 1188 nucleotides. Lineage: Eukaryota; Viridiplantae; Streptophyta; Magnoliopsida; Lamiales; Orobanchaceae. The record is from the annotation of a GenBank genome assembly.